Molecule: messenger RNA, 1384 nt
Organism: Branchiostoma floridae (Florida lancelet)
Lineage: Eukaryota; Metazoa; Chordata; Leptocardii; Amphioxiformes; Branchiostomatidae
Product: fibrinogen-like protein 1
Exons: 4
Coding region: 1-1077 (358 amino acids)
Source: RefSeq, a predicted model, not a curated record
AUGUCUCCAUCCAGGGUGUCCGGUGAGUCUAACGGGUACCGGCUGCACAUUUCCGGGUAUUCAGGCACCGCGGGAGACUCCAUGACUGGCCUGUCCUCCAACAACGGGCAGAGGUUCUCCACUGUGGACAGGGACAAUGAUGCCUAUAGGGGUGUCCAUUGUUCCCAGCAGCUCGGAGAGGCCGGCUGGUGGUUUGAGGCCUGCGGCCUGUCCUACCUCAACGGCCGCUACCUGGGCAACUGUGGGUACUCCUGUCUGUACCUGCAAGGUGUGGUGUGGUACCCCUGGAGAAACGGGAGAUACUCCCUGAAGUCUGUGUCUAUGAAAAUCAGGCCAGCUGCAAACCCACAGGUCACACCUGAGGCUCCACAAGUCACACCAGAAGUCACACCUGUGGUAACCACGACUACAGCUCCUCCCACAGAGGUGGACUGUUCUGCACUGCAUGCUUCUGGACAGACGACCAGUGGAGUCUACACCCUCACCUCCGGAGUACAGGCCUACUGUGAUAUGGAGACAGCAGGAGGCGGGUGGACUGUGAUCCAGCGGCGGCAGGACGGGUCGGUUCCCUUCAACCGGACCUGGGAGGAGUACAAACUGGGCUUUGGGAACCUGAGCGGGGAGUACUGGCUGGGGAACGACAACAUCCACCUGCUGACCAGUCAGACGGAUUAUACCCUGCGUGUAGACUUGGUGGAUUAUAGCGGGUUUGACUUAUAUAAUACAGCUUACGAAGAGUACAGCUCCUUCAGGGUGUCCAGUGAGUCGGACCAGUACCGGCUGCACAUUUCCGGCUAUUCGGGCACCGCGGGGAACAGCAUGAGGACUAACGACGGGUGGUGGUUCUCUACUUUGGACAGGGACAACGAUAUCGACAGACUCCAUUGUUCCCAGUGGCACGGUCAGGCCGGCUGGUGGUUUAGAGGUUAUAAGUGCACCGACUCCAACCUGAACGGCCGCUACCUGGGCGACUGUGUGGGCUACUGGUGCCAAGUCUUGGAAGGCAUGUUUUGGUACACCUGGAGACACAGGAUUCGAUCCCUGAAGGCUUCGUCUAUGAAAAUCAGGCCAAAUUGAUUACUGCAUUUGCUCUAACUACAUCUGAUCACACCCAGUUAUCAGAAAUUGCUUAAUCCAACAUAAAUUUAGUCUACAAUGCUGACAAGUAACAUUCUCUAUUAUAGGGGUUUUGUUUGGUACAAACAACAUAUGGUGAGUGUCAGAACUUCCAGACUUUGUGCCCUCUUUAGCAACAAGAGCUGUGAGAAAUAUUAGGGCAUUGCUGUCAUUGUCGCAGCAAAACCGUGUAAUGUUUUGUUAAAACAUCGCAACAUGUCGCCAUCGACCGUCAUGAACUAUCUUGGAAUAAAACUUGCAACCAAAG